Messenger RNA from Microcebus murinus (gray mouse lemur), 3103 nucleotides. Lineage: Eukaryota; Metazoa; Chordata; Mammalia; Primates; Cheirogaleidae. The record is from RefSeq and is a predicted model, not a curated record.
GACCGAGCAGGCAGGCUGGCCAGGGGCAAGAGAAGGUGAUGCCAGUCGAGAGGAAGGGACCUGGGGCCUCCUCUGUCCCCAGUGUGCUCUGCUGCUGGGAUGGGAGAGGCUUGUUGGAGGAGGCAAGGAUAUCAGUGGAAGAUGGAGGCCUGCCCUACUGCACCUGGAACCAUGAGUGAGGCCCGCAGAGACAGCACGAGCAGUCUGCAGCGCAAGAAGCCUCCCUGGCUGAAGCUGGACAUCCCAGCUGUGGUGCCCCCGGCUGCAGAGGAGCCCAGCUUCCUGCAGCCCCUGAGGCGCCAGGCUUUCCUGCGGAGUGUGAGUAUGCCAGCGGAGACAGCCCGCGUCCCUUCGCCCCACCCUGAGCCCCGGCGGCCAGUGCUGCAGCGCCAGACGUCCAUCACACAGACCAUUCGCAGCAGCCGACAAGUACGCUUUGGGCGUGUCCACACUCUGCCCCUCCUGGGUGCCCGGGCUGCCUGCAGGGCCCUCCCACCGCACCAGUCUCUCUCUUGGUCCCUGCUCAGGGGGACAGCUGACUGGUUUGGAGUGAGCAAGGACAGUGACAGCACCCAGAAGUGGCAGCGCAAGAGCAUCCGUCACUGCAGCCAGCGCUAUGGGAAGCUGAAGCCCCAAGUCAUCCGGGAACUGGACCUGCCCAGCCAGGACAAUGUGUCGCUGACCAGCACCGAGACGCCGCCCCCACUGUAUGUGGGGCCUUGCCAGCUGGGCAUGCAGAAGAUUAUAGACCCCCUGGCCCGAGGCCGGGCCUUCAGGGUGGCCGAUGACGCUGUGGAUGGCCUGAGUGCCCCGCACACUCCCAUCACGCCAGGUGCUGCCUCCCUCUGCUCCUUCUCCAGCUCCCGCUCAGGUUUCAACCGGCUCCCGCGGCGGCGCAAGCGUGAGUCGGUGGCCAAGAUGAGCUUCCGGGCAGCAGCGGCGCUGGUGAAGGGCCGCUCGGUUAGGGAUGGCACAUUGCGCCGGGUGCAGCGCCGAAGCUUCACUCCUGCCAGCUUUCUGGAGGAAGACACAGCUGACUUCCCCGAUGAGCUGGACACGUCCUUCUUUGCCCGGGAAGGUAUCCUCCACGAGGAGCUGUCCACAUACCCAGACGAAGUUUUUGAGUCGCCAUCAGAGGCAGCGCUCAAGGACUGGGAGAAAGCCCCGGAGCAGGCGGACCUCACUGGGGGGGCCCUAGACCGCAGCGAGCUGGAACGCAGCCACCUGAUGCUGCCCCUGGAGCGUGGCUGGCGGAAGCAGAAGGAGGGUGCCGCAGCCCCACAGCCCAAGGUGCGGCUUCGGCAGGAGGUGGUGAGCACCACCGGGCAGCGACGGGGCCAGCGCAUCGCAGUGCCAGUGCGCAAGCUUUUCGCCAGGGAGAAGCGGCCGUAUGGGCUGGGCAUGGUGGGACGGCUCACCAACCGCACCUACCGCAAGCGCAUCGACAGCUACGUCAAGCGCCAGAUUGAGGACAUGGAUGAUCACAGGCCCUUCUUCACCUACUGGCUCACCUUCGUGCACUCGCUCGUCACCAUUCUAGCCGUGUGCAUCUAUGGCAUCGCGCCUGUGGGCUUCUCGCAGCAUGAGACGGUGGACUCGGUGCUGCGGAACCGCGGCGUCUACGAGAACGUCAAGUACGUGCAGCAGGAGAACUUCUGGAUCGGGCCCAGCUCGGAGGCCCUCAUUCAUCUGGGCGCCAAGUUCUCGCCCUGCAUGCGCCAGGACCCGCAGGUGCACAGCUUCAUCCAUGCGGCGCGCGAGCGCGAAAAGCACUCAGCCUGCUGCGUGCGCAACGACAGGUCGGGCUGCGUGCAGACGUCGGAGGAGGAGUGCUCGUCCACCCUGGCAGUGUGGGUGAAGUGGCCCAUCCAUCCCAGUGCGCCAGACCUUGCAGGCCACAAGAGGCAGUUUGGCUCCGUCUGCCACCAGGAUCCCAGGGUUUGUGAUGAACCCUCAUCCGAAGACCCCCACGAGUGGCCAGAAGACAUCACCAAAUGGCCGAUCUGCACCAAAAACAGCGCUGGGAACCACACCAACCAUCCCCACAUGGACUGUGUCAUAACAGGCCGGCCCUGCUGCAUUGGCACCAAGGGCAGGUGUGAGAUCACCUCCCGUGAGUACUGUGACUUCAUGAGGGGCUACUUCCAUGAGGAGGCCACACUUUGCUCUCAGGUGCACUGCAUGGAUGACGUGUGUGGGCUCCUGCCUUUCCUCAACCCUGAGGUGCCUGACCAGUUCUACCGCCUGUGGCUAUCCCUCUUUCUGCACGCCGGGAUCCUGCACUGCCUGGUGUCCAUCUGCUUCCAGAUGACCGUCUUGCGGGACCUGGAGAAGCUGGCAGGUUGGCACCGCAUAGCCAUCAUCUACCUGUUGAGCGGUGUCACUGGCAACCUGGCCAGUGCCAUUUUCUUGCCAUACCGGGCAGAGGUGGGCCCUGCCGGCUCGCAGUUUGGCAUCCUGGCCUGCCUCUUUGUGGAGCUCUUCCAGAGCUGGCAGAUCCUGGCGCGGCCCUGGCGUGCCUUCUUCAAGCUGCUUGCUGUGGUGCUCUUCCUCUUCACCUUUGGGCUGCUGCCCUGGAUUGACAACUUUGCCCACAUCUCGGGCUUCAUCAGUGGCCUCUUCCUCUCCUUUGCCUUCCUGCCCUACAUCAGCUUUGGCAAGUUCGACCUGUACCGCAAGCGCUGCCAGAUCAUCAUCUUUCAGGUGGUCUUCCUGGGCCUCCUAGCUGGCCUGGUGGUCCUCUUCUACUUCUAUCCUGUCCGCUGUGAGUGGUGUGAGUUCCUGACCUGCAUCCCCUUCACCGACAAGUUCUGUGAGAAGUACGAACUGGAUGCUCAGCUCCACUGAGCUGGCUGCCAGCACUGGUGGCCACACGCUUCAGGCCAGAGCCAGACGGACACGACCAUCCUUAGCUUCACAGGCCUAAGGGACUCACCUGUUUCUGAACACAGACCUGUUGUGCCUUAUUCACGUCUGUUGAACCCUUCAUAAUGCCGGGCAUUUAUUACACUACUUCCUGUGAUAACCUUCUAACUAGUCUCUUGACGACCACCUCAUGUGGCCAAUAAAUGGACUGGGAGCGUUUUAGCUGCCACUAACUUGA